CCUACUCAGCCGCCUGCUAUUCACCUCGCCAUGGUUCUCCUGCCUCUGCGCUGUCUCUUCUGGGGCUCCUUGUUGACCACCGUCUACCCAGAACCACGCACUGCAUGCAGAGAAAAGCAAUACCUAGUAGACAGUCAGUGCUGUAAUAUGUGCCCACCAGGAGAGAAACUGGUGAAUGACUGCCUACAUACCAUUGACACGGAAUGCACUCGUUGCCAAACAGGCGAAUUUCUAGACACUUGGAACGCAGAGAGACACUGUCACCAGCACAAAUACUGCGACCCCAACCUAGGGCUCCAUGUCGAGAAGGAGGGCACGUCAGAAACAGACACCACUUGUACAUGUGAUGAAGGUCUGCAUUGUACCAACGCUGCCUGUGAGAGCUGCACCAUGCACAGCCUGUGCCCCCCUGGCCUGGGAGUCAAACAGAUCGCUACAGGGGUUUCUGAUACCAUCUGCGAUCCCUGCCCCAUCGGCUUCUUCUCCAAUGUGUCUUCUGCUUUGGAAAAGUGUCACCCUUGGACAAGCUGUGAAACCAAAGGCCUGGUGAAGGUUCAGGCGGGAACUAACAAGACUGAUGUUAUCUGUGGUCCCCAGCCUCGGAUAAGAGCCCUAGUGGUGAUCCCCAUCAUGAUGGGGAUCCUGCUUGUUGUCCUGUUGGUGUCUGCCUGCAUCCGUGAGUCCCCAGGAAAGGUGGUCAAGAAGCCAGAGAAUAAGGUUAUGUGUCAGGACCCUGUGGAGGACUUGGAGGAAUUUCCUAUGCCCCCGCACUCCAUUGCUCCGGUGCAAGAGACCUUACAUGGGUGCCAGCCGGUCACCCAGGAGGACGGCAAAGAGAGCCGCAUCUCCGUGCAGGAGAGAGUGUGAGGCAGCGUGUGCCCAGGAGUGUGACAGCGUGGGAGAGUGGGCGCGUGGCUGGAGAGCCUGGAGCUGCUGGAGGGGCAUGAAGGGGCGGUGCUCCCCUGCCUGCACCCCUGUGCUGCAGAAACAGAGAACCUUCCACCCCACCCCUGGAGCCCAUUCCACCUCCCAACUUGCUUUUAAAGAUGGAGAUGAAACUUUUGGGGGGCCAGAUAGUAAUAUCCACCAACCCAGCAUUUCAGGGCCCUGAGGUGUAUAUCACGGUGGUUUCUACGAGCCCAGGAAGACACACGAAGAGCCAUUGUGGCAUUGUUUGUGACAGUGGACAACUGGAGGCCACUUAGCUGUUCAGCAGCAGGGGACUGGCUAAAUAAAAUUGUAAUAUAUUUAUACAACAGGAUCUCAGAAACACUGUCGUGAAAAAAAAAAGCAGGUUGCAGAAUGAUGGGUAUGGAAAAAUUUUUUUUAAAGCAUCUGCCCCCAAACAAUAUGAUGUGUGUAAACAUAACACACUAAGGGAUAUGUAGAUAUGACAAGUGUUCUGGAAGGAUACACAGGAAACGCACAGCUUCAAGAGUUGUAAUAUCUGGGUUGGGGGAGAAGCAUUGGGGAAGGGUUAAAAGAAGGUCUGACUUUUUUCCCCCAAAAGGAAAGUGAGUCCAUUUAAUGCUUAUAUAAUUAAAAAGUCAUCAAACAUGUAUAAAGGAAAGUCGGGGUGGAAAUGCUGAGUGACAUGAGCUGUUUCACUUGCUGUCAGGCUCACAGAAUUAGGGCACUUGCUGAGGAUAAUAAGAACGUCCCCAGGCUGCUGCCCUUCUGGGGCGGUUUCCAUGUGUGCUCACAUUUGGCAUUGUGUUUGGAAAACGCUCUCCUCAUUUUAUUCAUGUUCAUAAAAAAAACAGCCUUGAGGGCAGGCAGGGCCCACAUCCCUCUUUAACAGAGGUGAAAAUGGGAGCCCAGAGAGGUAAAGGGACUUGCCUGUGGUCACACAGCAAUUCUCAGUGGUGCCACUCAAAGCUCACCACUCUCGGUCCUAUGCUGCUUCUUCCAGAUUUUCCUGCUCUCUGGAGCCUACAUCUGUAGCUCCUUCCUGGGGAGGUCCUGGGCCUCCCACUUCCUUCUGACCUCCCAACUGCUACAGAAGCUGCCUGCUUCUUGGUCAGAUGGUGCCCCCUUCCCCCCAGCAGUAUCUUAGGAUAAAAAUAAACCAUCCUGUUCUC
Nyctereutes procyonoides (raccoon dog) is the source of this 2081-nucleotide messenger RNA. It is a transcript of the gene CD40, whose product is annotated as CD40 molecule. Gene Ontology annotation, cellular component: external side of plasma membrane; CD40 receptor complex. Lineage: Eukaryota; Metazoa; Chordata; Mammalia; Carnivora; Canidae. Gene Ontology annotation, biological process: TRIF-dependent toll-like receptor signaling pathway; defense response to virus; response to type II interferon. Bases 31 to 867 code for a protein of 278 amino acids. Gene Ontology annotation, molecular function: protein binding; signaling receptor activity; antigen binding. The record is from RefSeq and is a predicted model, not a curated record. The transcript is spliced from 9 exons.